This is a messenger RNA of Petromyzon marinus (sea lamprey), 9648 nucleotides long. Its product is annotated as inactive phospholipase C-like protein 2. Gene Ontology annotation, biological process: phosphatidylinositol metabolic process; gamma-aminobutyric acid signaling pathway; release of sequestered calcium ion into cytosol. The record is from RefSeq and is a predicted model, not a curated record. Lineage: Eukaryota; Metazoa; Chordata; Hyperoartia; Petromyzontiformes; Petromyzontidae. Gene Ontology annotation, molecular function: phosphatidylinositol-4,5-bisphosphate phospholipase C activity.
CGAGAGGCGGGUCUCGGACUGCCUCCCGCUCCCUCCCGGCCGCUCCCCCGGUACCCCUGCAUCACCCAACCCGGUCCCGUACCCGGGUCCCGCUCGCCUCCUCCUCCUCACCCACCCCGCCUCGCUCCGCGCCUUGUUCCUCCCCGAAGCAGCAGCAGCAACAGCGAGCGGUGGGGUAAGGGGGGGGGGUGGUGGUGGUGGGAUGCGCGCUGUUGGCUUUGGGUCGAGAGAGGGGACUCUGCUUCAGCUGUCGGUGCCGCUGACCGCCGCGCGCACACGGGCAUCGUAAGCAUCCUCACAACAUCACCAUCUCAUCAUUGUCAGCACCACCACCAACACCAACACCGCCACCACCACCUCCUCAACCGCCGUCGUCGUGGUUGCAACCGCGAGGAGUUGCGUGGCCCCGCUGGGCACAUGGAGGAGGAGGGAGCCACGCAGGAGCGCGGCCCGGCCUCGGGUGCCCUCGCGCGACGGAAGCCCUCGCCACCGACGGCUCAGCCGGACCGGGAAGCCGCGGCCCUCGAGGCCACCGUCGCGGCCGCCGCCGCGGCCGCCGCCGCCUCCGCCGCCUCCUCCCCCGAGCACCCUCGGGCGGUGGCCAACGGCUGCUGCGGGGGCCCCGAGGAGGCGAGCGCCGGGGAUGCGGUGCCCCUCAGUCCCCUGAGUCUCCGGGACGCUCCGAGCCCCGUGAGUCCCGACGCAGAGGGAUGCGAGAGCCCUGCCGAGCUCGGCGGCAGCCUGGGUCUGCCGAGGAGGAGCAGCAUCAUCAAGGACUCGACCCGGCAGAAGCGCGAGCGAAAGAAGACGGUGUCCUUUGGCAGCAUGCCCACCGACCGGCGCGUGAGCAGCGCCAGCGACUGCAUUAACCUCAUGCUCGAGGGCUGCGAGCUGCGCAAGAUCCGGCCAAACUCGCGUGUUUACCAGCGCUAUUUCCUGCUCGAGUCCGACCUGCAGUGGCUUCGCUGGGAGCCGUCCAAGAAGGACUCGGAGCGUGCCCGUCUGGAGAUUGUCGCCAUCAGGGAGGUGCGCGUUGGCAAAAACACGGAGACCUUUCGCAACCACGGCUUCGCGGAGCACAUCUCGGCCGACUGCGCAUUCUCCAUCAUCUACGGCGAGGGAUACGAGUCGCUCGACCUCGUGGCGUCCGCGCCGGAUAUCGCCAACGCUUGGGUCACGGGGCUGCGGUACCUCCUUUCCUUCGGCUCGCACUCGCUCGACAUGCUCGAGAGCAGUCACAACUCGCUGCGUCACUGCUGGCUGCUGCCGCUCUUCACGCGAGCGGACGGCGGCGGCAAAGGUUGCCUGCCCGCCGAGGUGGCCUGCCAGCUUUUGCAGGGCUUGAACCCGGCCCUGAAGGGCAUCGCCAUCAGACUCAAGCUGAAAGAGCUGCAGAAGAGCAGGGUCUCCCCAAUAGACGGCAUCUCAUUUCCCGAAUUUGUCGACAUGUACCACGAGUUGUGCACUCGGGCAGAGAUCUAUUUUCUGCUGGUGCAGUUUUCCAGCAGUAAAGAGUAUCUGGACAGCAGGGAUCUAACCAUGUUUUUGGAAGCAGAGCAGGGCAUGACUGAUAUUACUGAGCAGAUGUGUUUGGACAUUAUCCGGCGGUACGAGCCCUCCACCGAAGGGCAGGAAAGAGGCUUUUUAGGAAUUGACGGCUUCACGGGGUACCUCAUCUCUGCGGAAUGUGACCUCUUUGACCCGGCACACAGGAGGGUUUGCCAGGACAUGAGCCAGCCAAUCUCCCAUUACUACAUCAACUCGUCCCACAACACGUACCUAAUCGAGGACCAGUUCCGCGGCCCCUGCGACGUCAGCGGCUACGUGCGGGCCUUGCGGAUGGGCUGCCGCUGCGUGGAGAUGGACGUUUGGGACGGGCCGGACGGCGAGCCCAUCGUCUACAAUGGCCAUACAAUGACCCUGCCCAUCACCUUUCACAGCGCGCUGGAGGCCAUUAACAAGUACGCUUUUGUGGCCUCCGAAUACCCGCUGAUCAUCUGCUUGGAGAACCACAAUUGCAUUAUGCAACAGAAGGUUUUGGUACAGCACAUAAAGAAGGUUUUGGGCGAUAAGCUGUACAUCAAGCCCGUGGACAUCAAUGAGAGCUACCUGCCUUCGCCCGAGUCUCUGAAACUGAAGAUAAUCCUCAAAGGGAAAAAGUUACCUUUUGAGGAACCGGGGCCAGAGGGAGAGGUCACAGAUGAAGAUGAAGCCUCGGAGAUUGCGCAGAGGACAGAGAUGUCCCAGGACAUUUUCUUACAGCCAGACGAAAUCGACGUGAAGAAACAAAAGUUGUGCCCCGAGCUCUCCGACCUGAUAACCCUGUGCAAAUCUGUGCGUUUCCGGGACUUUGACUCAUCGCAGCAGUGCCAGAAGUACUGGGAGAUGUGUUCGUUCACCGAGGCCCUGGCGAGCCGAUUUUCCAACGAGUUCUCGGAGGACUUUGUCAACCACAAUAAGAGAUUCCUUUCUCGAAUCUUCCCCAGCCCCAUGCGCAUCGAUUCCAGCAAUCUCAACCCACAGGACUUCUGGAACUGUGGUUGCCAAGUGGUGGGCAUGAACUACCAGACGCCGGGGCUCAUGAUGGACCUCAAUGUGGGCUGGUUCCGGCAAAACGGCGGCUGCGGCUACGUCCUGCGCCCGUCGGUCAUGCGGGACGAGGUGUCGUACUUCAGUGCCAACGUGCGCGACGGGCUGCCCGGCAUCUCCCCGCAGCUGCUGCACAUCAAGGUGAUCAGCGGGCAGCACCUACCCAAGCCACGGGGCUCCGGCUCCAAGGGCGACGUGGUGGACCCGUACGUGUACGUCGAGGUGCACGGCAUCCCAGCCGACUGCGCCGAGCAGAGGACCAAGACGAUCGGUCAGAACGGCGGCAGCCCCGUCUUCGACGAGAGCUUCGUGUUCCAGGUGAACCUCCCCGAGCUGGCCAUCGUGCGCUUCGUCGUGCUCGACGACGACUACAUCGGGGACGAGUUCAUCGGGCAGUACACGAUCCCGUUCGAGUGCCUGCAGCCGGGCUACCGCCACGUGCCGCUGCACGCGCUCACGGGGGAGUGCAUCGAACAUGCCAACCUCUUCCUGCACGUGGCCAUCACCAACCGCAGGGGCGGUGGCAAGGCGCAGAAGAGGGGCCUCUCUGUCCGCAAGGGCAAGAAGACGCGCGAGUAUGCCGCCAUGAGGCUGCUGGGAGUGCGCGCACCGGACGAGGUGUUCCGCACGGCCGCGCAGCCCCUGCACGAGGCCACCGAUCUGCGCGAGAACAUGCAGAAUGCGGUGAUGUCCUUUAAGGAGGUCUGCGGGCUGCCACCCGCAGCCUGCCUAAAGCAGUGCAUGCUGGGAAUGUGUGCGCGCCUGCUGAGCUCGGACGCGUCGGCGUGCAUGGUACUGCAGCAGCGCGAGGGCUACCCGGCGCUGGAGAGCCCGAGCCCUCUGCCCGAGAGUCUCAAGAAGCUCGUGCAGGCCUUCAACAUGAUGGUGAACGAGACGAAGAACCUGAUUGAAAGUUCCGAGUCCCUGUACAACAAAAUCAUCCACUGCCAGAAGGCAGGUCUGGAGCUGCACGAAGACCUCCCUAAUGCGGGAGCCAAGGAUGGCCUCAAGGGCCGUAAGCUGAGCAAGGCGUUGGAGAGCUUCGCUUGGAACAUCACCGUGCUGAAGGGCCAGGCUGACCUCCUGCGCAAGGCCAAGGCGGAGGCGCUGGAGAACCUGCGGCAGAUCCACCUCGGGGCGCUGUCGUUCGGCCUCGACCAGCCGGCCGGCACAGGCGUGAGCGUGGGAACCGGCUCCCGACGCUCCCGGCACGGCACGGGUUCCGGCUCGGGCUCGGGUUCAGGUUCAGGUUCGGGCUCGUGCUCGGAGGCGGCCCUGUCCCGCCAGGGCACCGGCGGCUCUCUUCAAGACCGCGAGGGCAGAAUGCCGAGCAAGCAGUGAACGCUUGCCCCCCCCCCCCCCCCCCCCAUUGCAAGAGCCACGUCCCUCGAUCUCAGCAGCGUUCCCACGUCCGUGCUAUGUUUUGUAACCACCGAGUGGAUGAGGUCAGUGGGUGGAACCAGCAGAGUUUAGCUGUGAACAUUGCAAUACGAUCAAAACCUGUGCUUUGUGCUUUCACCUUUUUUUGCAAAAAGCAGCUAAGCUUAAGCAGUCAAUGAAUUUCGCGUCGGCGGGUAAAUGCAGUGGGUUUCUUUAGCGGCCCAAAUAGUGUCAGACAUUUUUAUUGCAAUUUUAUUUUAAUAUACUUGAUUCAAAAAGGAAAUCUAUUCUUUCCUUUUAUUUGAAAUGUUUCCUCCUGCCUUGUAGCUUCUAACAGAAAGCAUAGAAAGGCUGUUUUUAAUUAACUUCCCAUCACUUCGCACACCACGCAACUUUGGACAUUUCAUCAGUGUGGACUCUGUACAGACACCCCAAAGGGCCUAUCCUGGGACUGGGCCUGAAUCCAGCCAGGGGGACUCAACUUCCCUGUGCAUUCACCCACAUUGCAGACCGUCGACUCCCAACGUUACCCCCCCCCCUCCUCCUGAGCUGGGUCAUUGAACAAAUAUCAUAGAAUACCAAUUCACAGCCCCCCCCCCCCCCCAAGCAGCACGGUAAGUGACCAGAUUCAAUCCCUUCAAGACGUACGUUGCGGGCCAUAUCUUUUAGAUGGUAACAGAAGGACUUUAUUUACUUCCUUGAUCUCUUUUAACUGUAAUAAGUACAUGAAUUGUACAAGGUGUUGAGGAGCAUUGGCACAGUGGCCAAAGCUUCACUGGGUAUGUAGAUGUGUUGGGCUGAAAGUGGCGGCUUUUGCUUGCACAAUCAGCAACACUUAACAUCAAAGCAGAAUGUUACAGCAAUGGGUGGAUUAUUGCAAAUUACUUUGUAGCGUACUUUGGUUUUCGGUAUGCGUGUUUGAUUUGGUUGUGAAUUAUGUCAUGCAAAGUUGAUGGAUCCAAACCCAGUCCCUACCUCAAGCCGCUGUCAAAGUUUAUGUCCAUGCAUAACUGAGGCUGAGUUUCAUCAUGCAAUUUGAAUAGCAGGAAAACCAAGGUGUUAAACGGUAGAAAAAUGUACCGAAGAGCGGUGAUCAGAGACAUUUCGCAGGAGGAUGCAUCAGCCUAAGUAGACGAUGACCGUACGACACGAACAUAAUAUUACAUGCCUCACUUAAAUGAUCAUAGUGUACGGUCGAAAACACGGAAAAUUAAGUACGACGGUUUAAUUGCCGCAAUAUAACCAAGAGUAAACUUGAUGCUUGGUAAAUUUGCGCAGUGCGGAAAUGGUUACACGGAGUGAAUUUCAAAUGGAAACCUUCCGAGAUGAGUCAUUUAGAGAAACACUUGUAAAGUCUUUUGUUAUUGUUUCCCCACGUAGCUUAUAUAAUGGGCAAUGGUACGGAAGAACUGUAAAGUGCAGCUUGCUUAUUUCACGUUGAUCUAUUUCAAAAUAUAUAUACAUUGAUUAUCAACUCGACUGUCAUGUUGUUUGCAGGCUAAUGGCUUGUGUCGCAUUUGUGAAACUUUUAUCGCUGUUUGUUUGCAGUUCGUACUAAGAGGAUAUGUUUGUGUUUGGUCAUGAUCAUGCAUAUGAUCCCACAUGGACCUGUGUGUAUUAGAAACCUUCACCGUUUAUGAUCCCAGAGGUGUAAAACUGUCUCGUCCACACAAACCCCGGCCCCUCUUGGUGUGCGUGUGGGCCCCUUAAGUAGGUGAAUGGGAAGGAACAAAAACAUUUAAAAGUUACUGAUUUUAAGUUUAAGUAGGGCGGAGUGUUUCAUGUUUUUGCCGUCACGUUGAAAGCAAAAAAUGAAAUGGCUAGGGAGCAUUUAAUGUGUGCAGUAUCCGGUUAAAUCAUGAAUAAAAUAUCAAAUGCAAUUCUCAAAAAAGCAUUUAUAAGCGUUCUUAGCGCAACGUAUUUUGUGUGGAAAUGCAUAUGUAGUUGAACAUCCAGUUGCAAUUACAAUCUAAACUUAAGAGGGAGACAUUUGUUUAGUUAACAUGUCCAGUGCAGUAGCCAAACAAGAUUACCAGCCAAAACCAAAAACAUACGAUAACUGAGAUCUACACUGUGGAUUUGUGAUCUAGGCAAGGUAUUGAGCGAGCAAGCAAGCAAGCAUCAUUUGCAGCAAGGUUGGAAGUUACAUAAUUAAUUUCUCUAGAGUAGCUCUUUUCAGUUUUACAUUUGCCCAUGAUGUGGUUUUGUCACCAAAUAUGAAAAAGUGUAAUGUUUGAAAAUGACCAAUGGAGUUUUUUGGUUUUGAAACUGAACUCCAUAACGCGACCAAAUGCUGCUGGUGUUUCUUUAAAGAUAAGUCUUCAACCAGCAACGGAUAGCAAGAUUUGACAUGUGAUUAAUGAUAAUAAAGUAUAUGGUAAGAGACCGUAAAAAUAAAGCUGGGAGUUAAUCUUGGUGGUUUUUUCUCUGGGGUCCAUGAAACGCGAGGGCUUAACUCAUUGACCUUAAUUCCCUCGUGAAGCCAUAGGCACUUGAGAAAGAUUCCCCCUGGGGCAACCGCAUCUACAAAAACACCAUGGAAAGGUUUUUGUUUCCUGGCAACCCAUGAGUAUUAAACCACCCCUUGGUGGCCACCAGAUUGUUACUCCUGUUAACUUGCAGCGCGCUCCUCAUCUUAAAAUGUUACAAAGCUGGGUUUCUCAUUCCCACACUGACAUAUUUAGGUCAGUGUAUGGCUGCCUCUACCACUGCCUUUUUAGCAUUGCUCUCUGACAGUCUGUGUCCCAUGCCCAUGCCAAAUGAGCCCACACAUGGAGAGAGGGUAUUCGUAACACAGCAUCACAUUUGAGUAUCUUGAUUUGCUGUUUUCUGCUUGUUCUGAUCUGUAAUGCUUCAGGCUUUCACAAUAUAUUGUUGCUGCAUUCUGGCAAAAUUCGUUUCUGUCCACAUCUCACAGGUUUCGUGGCUACGUUUAAUAGUCUCAGUGUGGCUUUAGGGCUCAUUGUUUUACAUACCAUCAGUUGACUCUCCUAAUUUAUGUUUUCCCAAGCGUAGCACAUGCCCUUUGGAGUACGCUUUAACUCGGUUUUUUUCCCUUUGGCACACCUCACUUUGGUGUGUUCUCUUUUAAUGUUCGUGUCAUAUUUCUACCAUUUCAGGAAAUAUAAUUUUAAGGAAUGAAAUUGCUACUUGUUCCAAUUUGGCUGGGUGAGAGCGAACAAUUCGUAUCGAUAAUAAAAUUUUACCAUUUAGUGUUUUCACGUUUACCAAACCACAUUCCGUACGUUUAGUUAGUGUCAAAUGUGACUUUUGAAGCGAUGCACGAAUGAAAAUCACGAUUACCUAAUUUUCUGGGUAUCGGAAUCUCUCAGGCAUUGACCCAAAUAAUAUUUUCUCUUCGGGAUUUAUUUUUUGCCGAGAGAAGUACUGAAGCAGCAACUGCGCACUACCGUAGACAGUACCUAUGGGAAGAAAACAGUUAUGUGGUUAAGAUUAUAUAAGCUCUUAAUUUCUUUCAACAGAUGUCCAUUAAAUACAUUACACGUACUGCUGUACAUUCUAAUUUCACACUCGGGGGGGACUACACAGCCAUUUCCAUAUCUUAAUUUUUUAAAUUCCUGAUUUCCCAACAAGCUGCGAUUCGUGCGUUUGUGGUUUUAAUGACUUAUAUCCCCUUGCGAAUACACUUAUUUGAAGCUGUAUUUGAUUUUUUUUUAAUUGUACUCAUAUGCCGGGCAACUCUCUUAUUUUGCCCAGUGUUACGUCAUGAAGUCAUGAAUUCUGACCUCGGCGACAUGUCAAGGUCAUCAGAGGACAAAUCAUUAUAUUGAACUUGUUCUUCGUGUGGCUGAUGUUGAUGUAGAGCAGCACAUUUGGUUGGCAGUCAAGCCAAGUUGAUUGCGUCAGGAGUAGCGGAGUGUACCGCUGUGAUGCCUCCUUUUGAAUGAAUCUGUUUUAAAUUUGCAGGUGCAAUCUAAAAUAUGCAGUGGGGGGGGGGGGCCUCCUUCCCCGCCGUGCGAGAUUCAUUGAACAGUCCCGAACAGAAUAGUGACUGCUCGUUCAUACGGCGAAGUUUGUAGCUGAGCUUUUGAAAUGAUUAGCAAUUGUGAAUAGCACACAAAAAAUGACUGCCUUUCAGCACAAUGAAGACUGUUCCAGAACACAUUAAAGUUAGCACUUUAACGUGACAUAUAGCGUGGGCUGUGCUGAAUGUCAUGCUUUGCGAUCGCAAAAUGGUAUUGUUCGUGUAUGUUCAAUCAAAAUUGUUAAGCUGAAGGAGUUUAAGCGUGUCUGUCGGUUGUUUUCGUCCGGCAAUUGCAGCGUCUUUGUAAAUGUAUUUCAAAGCUUUGUCGUAUAUUGCUCAUGAUAUUUACACUGUGAGGUUUGGUGGACCAUGUAUUUUUUGGUAACAAAAAGAAAGAAAUCUGCAUUAUCUUGGCUCAUCUUAAUUGUCGUGGUUUUUGGAGACUUGCUAAAGGCCAUACAUCGCUAAAAGUGUGUGUCAUAUUGGCAGCCAUAAUGUUAGCCAGCCCUGUAAACUUUGUGGCAUAAUAUGUAGCGGCGAAGUGGGCGUGUCGAUGGUAUUUAUAUUGUAAUUAACUUACCAGCACUUGGCUAAUAUACAAACAAGGUUAUAAUAAGUAAAAAAAAAUCAGCUUAGUGUGUACCUUUUUUCCUGCCAUAAAUGAUGUUGUACUCGAUGUGCCUCAAGCUUCACAGAUUUUAGUAUAAAUUUUUAAUAGACUACUUUGUAUUUUUGUAGGAUCACUGCUUUGUGUAUAUUGCCAAUAAGGUCAUACUGUAUGUUGAAGUGUAUACAAUGUGUGUGUAUAUACAUAACAAGUAUACAUGUAGUAGUUCAUAUAAAAUGGGUCGCAAAGAAAUAUGAUUAUAACGUCAAGGUGAACGUUUUCUUUGCAACAGUCCUUUUUCCUAUGAACACACCCACAAAAUAUAUAGUAUUAUCUACAGUACCGUGCUAACAUGUGUGUAAGUGCGUGCUUUUACGUCCGUUAACCAUGUUGAUGGAACGUUGUUGACUUCUGUUCUUGCCUUGGUUGGUUAGUGGCACUGUUUGAAACCGACUUGCAUUAAUUUGCGUAACAUUCUGGAUGGGAAAGGAUCAUUGAACUUCGUAAAUUUACGCUUCUUUGUGGCGAGACUCCCCCAAUGCGCGAGCUGGGAAAUAUUCCCUGGGCUAAACGGCUCAAGGCAAUACUUGGCCUUUGCAUAAUGACGGUGUAAAUGAUGAUAUAGUACAGUGGCAUUUUCAUGGGGGGGGGGGGGGGGGGCACAGCGCUAAUCCCAUUUGGCGAUGGUGCCAAUAUAGGUUUAGUACGAUGCCAAAUGUUAAUACAGCAAGGUUUGACCUUGUGUUGACCCCCUUGUGGGUUGUGUAACGUUUUGGUCUGCCACUGUGUAAAUAAAAAGGCGAUUGACCUUUGGUAUUUGCGUCAAACGCAGCAGCUUAUGAAAGGAGGCAGUUGGAAUGUGAUCUAUAGUUGUUGGAGCCAAUAAAGUUUGUAUGUAUGUGCAGUUCUUUUCUGUUUUGUUUAAUAUAAUGAUAUGUUUUUUUUUGUAGUAAAUUGAUAUUUGAAUUAUAUUGAUGCGGAGCUUCAGAGUUUUCUAGUCUAAUAUAAUUUGAAGCAUUUGUGAUGAAUACAAAAAAUCCAUAUAUAAGGUAAUUGGUUAAAAUAAACACAACCAUGCCAAAUGUGA